Messenger RNA from Chionomys nivalis (European snow vole), 1193 nucleotides. RefSeq names its product protein SET-like. NCBI's taxonomy places the organism in Eukaryota, Metazoa, Chordata, Mammalia, Rodentia, Cricetidae. Gene Ontology annotation, molecular function: histone binding; chromatin binding. Gene Ontology annotation, cellular component: nucleus; chromatin. The record is from RefSeq and is a predicted model, not a curated record. The coding region runs from base 1 to 981 and encodes 326 amino acids. The transcript has a single exon. Gene Ontology annotation, biological process: nucleosome assembly.
AUGCAACAUUUGGGGCUGCUCACGUCAGUUCAAAAUUUAAAGAAGGGUUCCUGCGAGUUUCUUCCUGCUCUCUGUGUCUGUCCUCUGGCCUCUGGCCACUUCCCUCGUGUCAGGGCCCCGAAACAGCAAUCUGCGCUUCUGCCUCAGUCCAAGAAACCCAAAUCGGCUCCUUCCCCGAAACUGGAGGACAAGUCUGCCUCUCCCGGCCUGCCGAAGGGAGAAAAAGAACAGCAAGAAGCAAUUGAACACAUUGACGAAGUACAAAAUGAAAUAGACAGACUUAAUGAACAAGCAAGUGAGGAAAUACUAAAAGUAGAACAAAAAUAUAACAAACUCCGCCAACCAUUUUUUCAGAAGAGGUCAGAAUUGAUCGCUAAAAUCCCAAAUUUUUGGGUAACCACAUUUGUCAAUCAUCCACAAGUGUCUGCACUGCUUGGGGAGGAAGACGAAGAGGCUCUGCAUUAUUUAACCAGAGUUGAAGUAACAGAAUUUGAAGACAUUAAAUCAGGUUACAGAAUAGAUUUUUAUUUUGAUGAAAAUCCCUACUUCGAAAAUAAAGUUCUCUCCAAAGAAUUUCAUCUGAAUGAGAGUGGUGACCCAUCCUCAAAGUCCACUGAAAUCAAAUGGAAAUCUGGAAAGGAUUUGACAAAACGCUCGAGUCAAACACAGAAUAAGGCCAGCAGGAAGAGACAACACGAAGAGCCAGAGAGCUUCUUUACCUGGUUUACUGACCACUCUGAUGCAGGUGCAGAUGAGUUAGGAGAAGUCAUCAAAGAUGACAUUUGGCCAAACCCCUUGCAGUACUAUUUGGUUCCUGAUAUGGACGAUGAAGAGGGAGAGGCAGAAGAUGAUGAUGAUGAUGAAGAAGAAGAAGAAGGCUUAGAAGAUAUUGAUGAGGAAGGAGAUGAUGGCGAAGAAGAUGAAGAUGAAGAUGAUGAUGAAGGGGAAGAAGGAGAGGAGGAUGACGGCGAGGAUGACUAGCACAGAAGACUGAUGGAUUCCGACUCUUUUUUAUUUUCUUUUUAUUUUUUAAAUUUCUCCAGUCCCUGGGAGCAAGUUGCAGUCAUUUCCCUCCUGUCCCCAAUCCCUCUUGUGCUCAGUCGCCCUGUUUCUGAGGUCUCGCUUCUCAAUACCAUGGUUCUCAACUUAUUUUUGGGGAAAUGUCUUGAGCAAAAUACAAUGGGAAAAGAAUC